Clarias gariepinus (North African catfish) is the source of this 6879-nucleotide messenger RNA. It is a transcript of the gene shroom4, whose product is annotated as shroom family member 4. Gene Ontology annotation, molecular function: actin filament binding. The transcript is spliced from 10 exons. Bases 303 to 5435 code for a protein of 1710 amino acids. NCBI's taxonomy places the organism in Eukaryota, Metazoa, Chordata, Actinopteri, Siluriformes, Clariidae. Gene Ontology annotation, biological process: actin filament organization. The record is from RefSeq and is a predicted model, not a curated record. Gene Ontology annotation, cellular component: cortical actin cytoskeleton; apical plasma membrane; adherens junction.
UUAGCCGCGGAGCAACGUCCCGCCCCUUCAGCAGUGGACGCUUCUACCGAAACUCGACCUCUAACGGCCGUUCCACCUGUCAAUCAAAGUAGGUUUUCAGCCUGAAGCGUUUCCUUCACGCGGAAGCUCGGCAUGCGCGCUCUGAACGGCACACUCCUCCUCCUCCUCCACUGCCCUCACCCUCCCCUGCCUCAUACCACGGCUGCCCGAGUUGUUGUUAGUGAUGGAGGGACAAGAGUUCGUGGUGUGAGAAGUGUGAGACUCGAGUAAAAAAAAAAAAAAAAAAAAGUCCCGGAACCAGCAUGGAGACCGUAGAGCAACUCGUGACCUUUAAUCACAUCCACGCCGAGCUGACCGGAGGCGCUCCGUGGGGCUUCACGCUGAAAGGAGGACUGGAGCACGGAGAGCCGCUCAUCAUAACUAAAAUAGAAGAAGGAGGAAAGGCAGCUGAAUGUAAGAAGUUGAGGGUGGGAGACGAACUGGUCAACAUCAACGGCUCCGCACUCUACGGCUCUCGCCAAGAAGCUCUGAUUCUCAUCAAAGGCUCCUACAGGGUCCUCAAAAUUAUUGUCCGGAGACGCACUGUGCCGCUGACUCAUCCUCACUCCUGGCACCUGGUGAAGUUAUCAGACGCACCCUCUGUGCCUGGUGCAGCGGGCAGUUCAGAGGGCCCACUGGCCAUGCAGCUCCACCCCACACCCUUCAGUGUACCGUGGCACUCUGGGGGUGACAGUGAGCUGUCCGUGCCAUUGGGCCACCUAUCUCGGCACUACAGCACAGACCGCAGCAGCUCUGUGGGGAGUAUGGAAAGUCUGGAAAACCCUGCAAGUCAGGGAUACUACGACAGCCAGCUCUCUCCUAUUGACCCUGCCAUCUUUAAUAACAAACGUGACUCAGCUUAUAGCUCUUUUUCUGCAAGCUCAAACACAUCUGACUAUACAGUAUCUUUGCGUCCUGAAGAAAACAGCUCUAUGGACAGUCUCCUGCAGGGUUUUGGCCCCUCCUGCAGGUUUACAGAGGGUCAUUCACAUUCUGCAACCAGUGGCCCUGGAGAAUUGCACUGUGAAGAUGGGGUUCUCAAGUCUAGGUCUCUGCCUCAUAGGCCUGAGGCUAAAGUACGCCCAUCAUCCUAUAGCUAUGAAGAAGAAAAGCGUGGACCUCCACAACCUCCCAUGAGGAAGGAUAGUUUUAGAGCUACCAGAGGCUUACCAGAGGUUUUGGAUAAACGUUGUGCGUCUGCUCCUGUUGGUGUGUCAAGUUUGACCUGCUGCACUAUUGAAGACCCUCCAUUUACCCACAAGAGACUGAAUGGGAGUUCUUGUCUGAAUGGUCAAGAAAAUGACCAGGACUUGAAGGGAAACAAAACGGAACCUUAUUACACAAUAAAUUCUCAAAAAGAAUUAUUUACAGAAAACCAGGUCAGUUCAACAGAAGAAUGCCAAAAGAGCAGUCAUUUCCAUCCCACAGAGAGGCAGCAUUCAAGCAGGCCUAAUCCUCCAGCAGCAGAGAAUCUUGAUGGCCAACUCAAUCAUUUAGGUAACACUCUCCAGCCCAGGAUGCACAGACAUAGUGCUCCAGAAAAAUUACUUAUCUCUCAGUUAAACAUGAUAGAGCUCUCCAGUGACAACAGUGCACAUUCCAUGUCCCCUCUUAGUCUGUGGCCUAAUUCUCUACAUCCUAGGGAGGAAUUAAGUGAAGACAGUUCGGCUUUAGCUCAGGGUAAAUGGGAAGUAAGCAGGUGCUCGACACCUGGUUCACUUACUACAUCAGAGCUAGAAGAAAACAGGGUGGAUGGAGAACCUUUUGAUUCAAGCCAAAGACUUACUCCUGUCCAGCAUACUUGGGGAAGAUCUGUCAGUGUUCCAGCUGAAACUUUAGCAAAUGGAUUUGCUGGGUCCAUAACCUGUGUAGAGUCUCAACUUCAAGAGAAAGGUUUCGAGAUCAUUAGUGCAGCAUCCAGCAUGGACACUCUGCUUGAGACCCAGGAAAAAGGAGAAAACAAAGGAGAUGAUGGUGAAAUUUCUAAGGCUUCUCAAAAGCGCCAGUUUCGUUCGUCCAAGUCUCGUCGUAGAAGUGAACGCUUUGCCACAAAUCUUCGAAAUGAGAUCCAAAGAAAGAAGGCUCAGCUACAUAAGAGCAAAGGCUCUGGUGAUCUGCUAUGUGAUGGAGAGACUUUAGAGGAAGAGGAUAUGGAAGAAAAAUCCCCAUCAGCCGUGCCAGCAAUCCCUCAGCACAGGACCCAAAUGCAUACUAGUCAACACAACAGCUCUCAGAAUAUUGGUCCAUCUCAGGCCAGAACAGUUGCCUUAAACUCAACAUUUCCAGGCAAGUGCUGUGGAACAAAUUCUGCAGAGCAUUCAGGGACCAGGAAUGAAACUAUCCAUCUUUCACAGAAUGAAAUAAUCCAUCUUUCACAGGACGAAACCCGUGGAAUCCAGUCAGCCGAGGUAAACAGACCUGUAUGCGUGCGUGUGGUCGAAGAGUUGGCACCACCAGGUAAAGCCAGACGUUGGCGCUGGACACCUCAGCACAAGCUACAACUAGAAAUGGAACAAAAUAAAAUGAAGAAUAAUGGUGAGGAAACAGUACCAUCUUCUUUGAAUCUUGUCAAAACAACACGAGGAAGAGUGGGUUCUUCAGGUGGGCGCUUUGCCCGAGCUGAUGAUUGUGACAUCCCUCCAUUUGCAGACCGCAGAAAGUUCUUUGAGGAAACUAGUAGAAACCUGAGCCAGUCUGUUACCAACCUAGCAGCCCUUCCAAGCCAUCGCCAGAGGUCAGAGAAGCAUGAGAGAAUGAAAGGUCCAACUUCUCCUGAACCCCUUGAGCCAGUUCCUGACCAUGGACGCAGGAGAUUUUCUUACCAGGGUGGAAUAAAUGAUGGAAACCCAGUCAAUUUGGUUGAUACUAGAAGAAGGAGAGUGCAGCAAGAGAGAGACAGAGAGAGAGAAAAUACACUGGAGAGAGAAUGGGAGAAGAAAAGUGAAAAUGAGAAACAGAGGGAGAAGGAACGAGAACAAGAGAGACAUAAAGAACAAGAAAGAGUACAGGCAUGGGAAAAGGAGCAGGAGAGGGAGAGAGAAAGAGCAAGAAAGGAAAGCGAAAGAGAAUGUCAAAGAGUGCAACAGAUGGAGAGAAAUUGGGAAACCAGUAGACAUCACUUUUAUGCAAGACAUGACCUCAAUAAUCCCACUGUGCUACCACCUUUGCCUCAUGAUAACAUAAAACAACCACUUGCAUCUCAAAACCCAACCCUGUAUAAUUCACACUCUGAGAGUUUGCAUAACAAGCCCGAUCAUGACAUUCAAAAGCCAUGCUCAGCCUUCCGACCUGUAACUAGCCAGCAGUAUCAAUCUGACCAUUACCGUCUACACCCUGGAUACAAGGCCAGGAGUUGCACUCCAACAGAGGCUUUUCCUGUACAUGAGCUGGAACAAACAAAACUAAGGAGGAAGUUUAGCCUGACUGAACGGGACUAUACUCGAUGUCGACGAGAUUCAAGAUCAGGAGAAGUUACUCUGGGUCGGGGAUUUCAGUGUGAAUGGAACAACAGACUUCAAGAUGGCAACACUGAGGGUCAUUCCCUCACAUCAUCGACACUUAAGAACCGUGCCAUGUCUGAAAAUGAUCUUCGCGUACAGACCAGGUGUCUUCGUAGCCAUUGUGCAGCUGCUAGUAAUAACAGUAGAAUGUCUUCAUCCAUCGUCAGGGAACUGGAUGAGAACACUGUACCUGUAAUUGAGACAAGGAAGAAAAAAGGUCCACCUCCUCCUCGUCCACCACCUCCAAAAUGGGAGCAGUUCCAUAAAAGAAGGGCAUCUCACCACAAUCUCUUUUCUUCCCAACCUGCUUCUUCUUCUCAGCUCCAAAUCUACACACCUGGUCCAUCCACUUCCCUUGAAAUGACUCGUCAGCGAUCCUACAGCCUUCCUCCAAGGGAUUACGCAGGAAGUCACCAAGCACCGCCAAACCCUGCCUUAAAUGAAAGAGCUUUCAAACCUGUGGACCUGCCUCCAAAUGAACAAGACAUUACCAGAAUUCAGCAGUACGACACAAACAGUUCUGAGGAUACAACAACAUUCUCAAAUGAGUCGAACCAAAGACUUUCUGAGCAAAGCUUGACCGAAGUUUCAGAUCAGUACAGACCAGCUGUGGUGAAUCCAUUCAUCUGUAAGCACAAAGCGGAGUGGGACUUGACUUCUCACAGCCACACGUCAAGCAAUAAUGUUAGCAAGUCACCAGUCCCAGUCCCUACCCUGGAGAUUGGGUCUUGCUCUGGACCUGUCUACCCUGAGUCCUACUUCUCAAUGAACUACAACCACCAGCAGCAUUUACAGAAACCGCCUCAGCAAAUUUGCAUGCCUGGCACCACCAUCAAGAUUCUUGAACCUUUUCCACAAAGUGCACCUUCCAGUGAGGCUCAAGUCUUGCCCUUUGAGACAGACAUAGAUGAAUUCCACGGAAAUGAAGAAACAGCAGUGGAGCAGCAAAGGCAAGCAGAAGACAGAAUAGAGAUGCAGUGUUUUGCUCAGCCAGUGACUGUACUGGAGACAGACAUCGACAUGGUGAAUGAUGAAGAAGCGUCUUCAUUAGGGAUGAGGAGAGGGCAAAGGACGUCCAUCGUGGGCUCGUUAUUGGAAGAGGAUUGCGGCGGAGCUGGAAAGGAGCUUAUGGGAGAACUGUUCCCUCACUAUACAGGAAGUGGAGCAGAAGGCUGGAGAGGAGGCAAUAUUAUGAGUGGAGACAUGGUAGAAAGGUCUUCUAGACAGAGCCCUUCAGUCCCACAAGGCUCAAUAUCUACCAGUUACAGAGCACCCACCAACAAAGCUCAACUCCUCAAUAAGAUGCCAAACUUCUCAGAGAUGCAGGAAGAGAAUGAAGAGCUUAAUUACAAGAGGCAGCUGAUGGAAAGCUUGCGUAAGAAACUGGGUGUGUUGCGGGAAGCCCAAAGAGGUUUGCAGGAGGACAUAAGAGCCAACACUCAGCUCGGAGAGGAGGUGGAAACCCUGGUGCUGGCUGUCUGCAAGCCAAAUGAGGUCGACAAGUUUCGUAUGUUCAUUGGAGACCUGGACAAAGUGACGAGUCUUCUGUUGUCGCUCUCUGGCAGGCUGCUUCGUGUAGAAAGUGCUCUGGAUUGCUUGGACCCAGAAUCCAGCCAUCGUGAGAGGCUCCCCCUGUUGGAUAAGAAGAAACAGCUCCUUGCGCAGCUGGCUGAGGCUCAGGAGCUGAAGGAGCACGUGGACCGGAGGGAGGAGGCCGUGGGCAGAGUGCUGGGUCGCUGCCUAACUCCAGAACAACUGCGUGAUUACAGCCAUUUUGUUAAGAUGAAGGCAGCACUGCUGGUAGAACAGCGGCAACUCGAUGACAAAAUCCGACUAGGGGAAGAACAGCUCAGAGGACUGAAGGAGAGCCUCGGCCUGGGAUACGGCCCUUACUGAAGCCAGAACCACAAUGAAAAGUACAGGAAGGUCGAACGUGCAUAAGGGCACAAUAAUGGGCACAAAAGAAAGUUUCUGUUAAAUAAUUGUUUGUAUAUAAACAUUAUAACAUAUCUUCAAAACUGACAGUCAGAGACUUGAAUUUAUCGGUGGCACUUGGUGGCCCCUUCACAUAGCAGUAAUACUCAGUGUUGUAUAUUGAGAAAUCAAUAAUGCUAAGCAGUAAAUGACCUCAAAAUACUACUCUAUGCCACAUAAUGCUGUGUAUGUAUGUACAGUAUGUGCGCAUGCAUGUAUCUCAUUUCAUAUAAACUGAAGACCUGUCCAUGCACUGCUAUUUAUUUAUUUAUAUAUCUCCGAAAAAUCAGAAAAAGAUCUCAAGAGUCAUGUGACUUCUGUUUACCAAGAUUUGGUCACUUUUGAACAUCAGCAAAUGAAGCACUAAAAUCUUCUGGCCCAAUAAAAGGUUUUUUAAUAGAACAUGUUAAGCUGUAACAUCGCUGGACAGCACUCUGAUAUGUUCAAACUGGAAUUUGUUUCGUAACAGACAUAUUACAGGACCAUAUUCUAUAGUUAUCCAUCUUUUCUUACUUGAGUCAGGUUAAAGCCGUCUGUGGGUAUUUGUGUUCUGUUCAGGUAACAGUCAACUUCUUGAGGCAGAUCAUAAGCAGUGAUAACAUAUUUUUGCCUUUUUUUCAUUAUAAGGUGCUUUACUGCAUUUUGUUGUCAUUAGUGGCAGAUAUCAGAAAAUUUAGUUUUGAUGCCAAAGAUUACUUUCAUGUAUUAACACAAGAACAAAAACAUGGUGCUUAUUUUGGAGAACUACAUGCAGUAGCCUAGGCUUUAGAGGGAAUUCUUGCUGUAGCUGUGUUUACUCAGUGCAGCUGUGUUUAACAUUUUGAUCACUUAACACUAGUUCUUACAUUCCUUGUGUUUAAUGCUCAUGCUCGCAGUGUUGCAAAUGUCAAAUGUAAUGUACCUUUUCCGACUCAGCAAACUGCUUUUUAAUAAAUAUCCUUAUCCUCUUUAAGAAGGGAGGAAAGAAUGCUGCUUUGUUAAACAUUUAUUGUGCUGAGUGUUUUAAACCAACAAUGUAUUAAAUGAUAUGUUGUCAGGUUUCUUUUUUUUCCUUUAAAUUUUAGAUCUGCCUUUCAGCAUUUAAAAGUACCAAAGAUGAAUGUGCAUUUGUUACAGUAAACAGUUAAAAAAUUAUGUUCAUGUAUACUUUUUUUUUUACUUAAUGUAUAUACUGCAUUUCUCUGUGAUCUAUUUUUGUUCAUUUGUUUUUAUUGUAUAAUACCUUUAUAAAAAAUUUUCAUGCUGGAAAUGUAUGAAAAUAUUUGGUUGAACUAUAAGUGAUCAAUUUUGCCAGUUUUUGGUUUGUUAAAAAUCCAGUGUGGAAUACUGUACUUUUGAUUAUAGAAUAUAAAUAUUUUAAACUACA